ACUCCGUUCGUGCUAAACUGUUUACCUGACACUGCGUGCAAAUAUUUCUCGCAUUUAAUAGUGUUUUAUUUUAAGUCUCUAAGGAUUUGUUUUGUACAUUUAUAUUCAAAUAAAUUAGAGUUUUUAACCGUGACGGUUUUAACUUUUGUCUUAUCGCAAUGUUUUAAUAUUAUAAUGAUUGCUAAAGAUAAAACAAUUCAAGUAAAGAAGUAAAAUUGGUACUGAAAAAAAACGUAAUAGUGAUCAAAAGGAUGGCAUUCAUUUUCCUUCUUUGUACUUAAAACAAAGCCUGUAUUUAAAAACCUGUUUUUGCAAAAUUAGAUGUCGAGUUUAUGCAGCUGUCUACAGUUAUUACGAGGUCUUGUUGACGAUUCAUUUAUUCGUGGAGGCAAAUUGGCUAGGCUAGGCUAAUCGGUUUGAAGUUUGAACUAAGAGUUUUGAACACAGUGCAAUGCAAAUUUUCAAUUUUAUUGAAAGAAAACAAUUAUUUUCUUCACCUGCUGUAAAACGGUAUAAUAAACAAGCUAUCUUAUCUACAAUUACUCAAAAUUAGAAUAAUCGGUUCCUGUAAUUUAUAUUUUGUGGCUUGGAUUAGCAUAAAGGGUAUUGUUUGAGAGUAGUAAUGAAAGAAAGCCGUCAUGGCCGCCUCAUUACGAUUUGUCAAACGUCUAAACAUUUUUCGUUCAAUUCAACGAUACCUUGUGCCCUUUGCCUUCGUUCUAUAUGUUUUUUUCCUGUACAGUCAUCUCCAAUCGGCACCGAUGGAUCAACAAAUACUUAAGUUCAACUUUUCGACAUCAGAAGGCAAAAAUUUGGGGAAAGGGUUGAUGAGUUUACAUGUAAAUGGCUUCCUUGUUUCAACAAGAACAAACCGUGGUAAAACUGCCGGCUCAGCAGUGUGCGUUGUCGAUCCUGCGAUAACAGAUUGCCAAACCAUGGGCUUUGCAGCAUUUCUUCUUUACACUUUGGAUCAUAUCUUGCAGUGCCGCGCUUUGGGAAUUAACCAACCUACUGUGUUUUGGAGGGCCUGUAAUUCAGUUUGCUCGAGAAAUCCGAGAGUAAAUUCGUGGGACUGGUAUUUUGAACCUGUUAAUCAUGGCUUGGAACGGAAAGUCGAAAAUGUUAUAUGUCUUUUAGAGGCAACUGGCGCUCUAACAAUAGAACGUUUAAAUGAAAAGAGUCAGCACAAUUUAGGAGCAAUUCUAGACAACAGUUUUAAGAACCGAAGUAAUGUGGAUGGAUUUGAGACAAGCAAAAUUAUAACCACACAGGAGAGAUUACGAGUUAAUAAACUGAUCCAUCAGUACGUUAAACCUAAUUCUAGAAUAAACGAGAAAGUAGAGAUAUUUUACCAGCAACAUCUGGCAGGCUUCACGGUUUUAGGAGUUCACGUUCGAGGAACAGAUCAUUGGAAGGAAACAAGCGAGAAAAGGCUGCCAUCUUUGAUGAGUUGGGUUAAAAAAGCUCAGUCAAUUCUGGAGACGUUGCCGCAACCAAGGAAGAUUUUUAUUGCAAGUGACAAUAAUGAAGUUAUAAAGAAAUUUGUCUUCUAUUUUGGAACAGAAAUGGUUAUUUUCACGGACGCUGUUCGGGCGGAAAGAUACCACGAUCAGCUCCCUCCCCAUGGCUUUACAUUUGAACACAAUGCCGCUGACCCAUAUGAGCGACAAAUUGGUACUCAAGUGUUGAUGGAUAUUCUGCUGUUAGCCAAGUGUGAUCAGUUCUUACACACCGAGUCCAGUGUAGCCUCUCUUGCCAGCUACUUCAACCCACAUAUGACCAGCUACUUCCUGCAGGAUGAAACAACUGACAAGGUGCAAGGGAAGGUUCGUGAAAGAAUUACACCGAGAGAAACAAGGAGAAUAGAACAGGAAAAGCCGGAUAAGAACUGGAAUCCGUCUCCUGCUGAAACUGACGAGUUUGUUGAACUGUUGGAAUGUUUUCAGAGGAAUUCUGCAGGAAGUGCUUGUCCAAAUAUUGCAAGGGGAAUAUUUGUUAGUUCAGAAAAAGCCAGGGAUCUCCCCAAACGUCUUUGAAAAUUGAUGCAAUAUUGAAGCUUGUUAUUAACUGAUCUUUCACGGAAUUUUUGGGCAGCUUAGUUCAUGAUCAUGGUUCAUCUUGAAGUAUCUCUUAUGAGAGAGCGUUACAAGUAAAAUCCCUGAGCUGUUACCUGUUACCUAUCUUCUUUGUGCCAUGUGGCACAUAAGGCCUCAACACAAUCCCGCCAACCAGCUCUGUCAACCGCUGCGAUUUGUACCUCACUCCAGUUCUUCCAUCCAGCUUUUUCCCUUUCUCUCUCUGCUGUCUUCCUCCAUGUUGUCUUUGGUCUAGCCCGUUUUCGCCGCCCUUCUGGGGUCCAGGUUAAUGCAGUUCUGCAGUCAUUAUUUGGUUCUUUCCUCAUGAUGUGACCGUUGAAUUUUCAUCUUCUCUUUCGCACGCCCUCACUGAGGUUUUCCAUCUCAGCCAUCUUCAGGACUUCUUCGUUUGUAAUUCUUUCUCGCCAGCGUAUCCCUGAGCAAAUAACUUUAUUUGUCUCUUGCUGUCGGUAAAGGUUAAGGAUGGGUUAAAGUCUUUUUCUAUCACCCAUUGUAGGAGACAACUAUGAGUUUUGGAAAAAGGUGAAGACGAGCAACGUAAUAGUUAAAAUUCUUACCCCCAAAAUAUGACGACAGCUCGCUACAGGAUAUCAGUGUCCUAAUAGUUAGGUUCCGCGCUUCCACAUUCCUCCCUAUACUAGGCUUCCUUCACAAGUUGUCUCUAUAAAUAGUCCUUGAUUUUUCCUUUCUUUUAUUUUCUGCCUGUACUCAGUUCAUCUCACAAGCAAUCAUUUACAACGAAUCGAAGAGUGACGUUUCCGAAAAAGAAGACAAAAUAGUAAAAAAGAAAACCUCAACCGUAUUUUAAAAAAGUUAAACCGGUCCAGCCCCCGAAGAGAUUUGAACUCUUGACCCCUGGUUUACGAGACCAGUGCUCUAACCACUGAGCUACGGGGGCCGGCUUGAAUGGUCAUGCCAAACAUUAAUUUUAAAAAAAGCACAGUAACACACUCUUUUAAUUGUUUGGUACAGCUUGUCAAGCUUUCUCUUUAUUUACCCAGUAAUAUAAACGGCAUUAAUAAAAGGAGGUCUGCCAGGCACUGCAAAAAAACUGCACGAGUUUAUGAGUAAUGGUGAAGUAGAGUUCAGUCUGUAAUCACACGAUUGAUCAACAAAAUCAGACAAUAAUUUUGUUAUAGUUAUGAUUACUUUUAAUUAAAGCAGAAAGCCAAUUGAAAGAACAGUUUGCAGCAUGCAGGAGUAGACCUCAGAGGGAUUUUGACUCUUGACCCUUGGCCAUUACUAGUUUCUGGUGGGGGGCAGGGGGAUCAGAACCGUACCUUGCUCUCUCGUCUCCCUUAGCCCUCCCGUCCUCUAUCUCCCGAGUUCCCACCCUCCUGUCUUCCCCCGCCCCCGCACCACCACCACCACUCACUAGACUCCUGCUCUGACCAUAGAAUCAGUAGAAUUCCGGCCCCUGUUCUGAGUGUCUUCUUGUCUGUGUGAGGCAACUAGAAGACCAGUCAGCACUUCUACCGGUUCUGGAAAAAGUUAAACUUGACUUUACUAAGAGCUGAGAGAGAGUUUUGUUUCGUUUUCAAGGCAAGACACUAGAAGCUGUCAGACUGUUUUUGUUUCUUAGGCCUAGUUAGCAAGGGUGAGAAGAACGAAUCUAUGACAUCUAUUAAAACUACGUACGCCAUUCUGAACAAUAAGCGCCUUUUAGUUGGUGUUAUUCGUCUAGCAUGACUGUCACCUGUUUGACGUCAUUACGACUUUACCAAAUAAACCACAAACUACGUUUAACUAUUGAUAGUUACAUUUUUGUUUUUUCCUUACGAGGGAAUAUCGACGAAUUUCCCGAGAGAGUAUCAAGUCUAUCAAAGACAGUCAGACAAAGAGUUUUAAAUAUUUCUCGAAUUCGACUGGAUAUCCUUGGACACUUUUUGUGGCGUAGUCCGGUAGACCUUUAUUUGAUCGAGGUGUUAUAAAUGACUAGAAAAGUUAUGGUCAAACGUCUUUGAAAUGAUAAAGACCAAGCCGAAUACUAUGGCUGUGUUGUAUUUAGUCGCUGUUUUGCUUGAUACGAGCUUGUUGACAUAACUGGCUCACGUGUGAUACCGUUUGUAAUUACUUAUGAUAUCAAACACAGACUGCAAUGUUUGGGCUACAAGUAGGCUACAUGUAGGCUACGACUAAGCGAUUGCUAGGUCGAAAGUGGCUGAAAUUUGAAACGAUCUGAAAGCCGAUACACUGGGUCAGCUAAAAGACUGAUAGAUAAGGGGCGUGUACUCUCUGGUUACAGACAUAACUUUACAGCGAGAGAUUGUUUUGGGUAUUUCUUAUUUUAGAUUGGCUGAGGUCCCACUAGCACAUUUGACAACGCUGUUACAACGGUGUCACACUGUUUCAAGUGUGACCGACUAUUUUUUUAGUGUCAGUGUCAGUGUCUGUUGCUCAAGUUACGCGGCUUAAUCAAAGGAUUUUAACAACGCUGUUUAAAACUCUAAAAGUACGAUCUAUCUGGUGUCUAUCUAAAUCCACUUGAGAUAGACCAAUGACGGUUUUUUGAACGGGAAGUCCAUUUCGCGAUAAGAAUUUACGCGCUAAAGUGAUUUAGUUUCAUCUGAAAGGUCAUGUUCAAAUUUUUAGCGGUCACUCUGAACACGCGAAACAAACAACGAAGAUUUCACUAGAAUUAUGGAUCUUAACAGCGACUGAACUGCUUACCGGCCCUCUACCAGCUGGGAAAGGUAAAUUGCAUCCUACUAAUUCAUAAGUAAUUUAUUCCUUUGUGAUAUGUCACCUUUGUAAAUUGUAAGCUGAUAUUUGACAAGUUGUCAGCCACAAAUUUGAAACCGCUGUUAACAACUGCUAGUGGAACCGCAGGUUAUGUGACACCGUUGUUACACUGUUGUUAACCAAAACAACGUUGUAACAGCGCUGUCAAGUGCUAGUGGGACCUCGACCAUUGUAAGGUUACGACAGCGUGCUGAGAUGUACAUCGCUCAGGUGAAUUUGGUAUUUGCCGUCGGAGACAAAGUUUGCCUCACGACAAGAAAAGCAGCACGUUCAUUCCAUGAUCGUUUCAAAGUUGAUUUCCGUGCAUUUUACGACUUGUCUUUGUACUGUACUAGUUCUUCAAAAUUACAAUUGAAUUCAAAAAAUUUCGGUGCAAUAGUCCUGGAAUAGUAACUAUAAACAGCAUAUGGGCAUGUAAGCUUUAGUGUAAGCGGAAUACGAAACUCAGUGUAGGCAAAUUCCAUAUUCUAUUUAGACAAGAAUGACUUCGCUUGUUUCGCUCAAUCCACAGCAUGUUUCAUGCAAUAUAUCAAACACGAAAGACCGUGUUUGACCACAUUUCCAAACACCGAGAAGAGAGUUGAAAAUACGACGCGUAGCGGAGUAUUUUUGACCAACUUCGAGGUGUUCGGAAAUGUAGUCAACCACUGUCUUUGGUGUUUGAUAUAUUUUCUCAAUCGAAACUAGAACUAAAAAGAAAACGGUGAAAUA
Orbicella faveolata is the source of this 5549-nucleotide messenger RNA. RefSeq lists its product as uncharacterized. The record is from RefSeq and is a predicted model, not a curated record. Gene Ontology annotation, biological process: protein N-linked glycosylation. Gene Ontology annotation, molecular function: alpha-(1->6)-fucosyltransferase activity. Lineage: Eukaryota; Metazoa; Cnidaria; Anthozoa; Scleractinia; Merulinidae.